AUUGUCAAAAAAGUUAUACACCACGUUUGCGGCAUUGUUUUGAUGAAAUAAUAAUAGAAAAGAUCAGUUCAAAGAGCAAUAUUUUACAUAAAUAAAUAGCUUUCUAGUAAAGGAACACGUUAAGUCCGAGAAAAUGGCCCGUGGAAAGGACAAAAAGAAGCGUAAAUUAGAGAAGAAACAGGAAGGUGAUGAUGUCCCGAAAAAGAUUCCUCACACCUUGGAGUCCUUGCGAGAGAAAGACGAGACUAUUGUUGCAAAUGCGGAGGCUGAAGAACAAGAAGAGGCACAAAAGGACCUCGAACUAGAUGAAUUAUCAUCAUACUAUCAGAACUCAUAUGAGCCGAAAGUGCUGAUAACAUACUCGGACAACCCUCACACUAAGACUAGGAUAUUUGGCAAAGAACUCGCUAGGUUAAUCCCGAACUCUAUUUCAAGAUAUAGACAGAGGUCAUCAGUAAAAAAAAUAGUCACCUCAGCAAAGAGAGAAGACGUGACAGAUGUGAUCAUCAUCAACGAGAACCAGAAGAACCCAAAUGGCUUCCUCCUGAUCCACUUGCCUGAUGGACCGACGGCACACUUCCGACUGUCCAGCUGCAAGAUCACACCCGAGCUGCGAAAGGACUAUAAGGAUAUCACUAUACACAGACCUGAGGUGAUCCUCAACAACUUCAGCACGCGCCUCGGGCUGACGGUGGGCCGCAUGCUCGGCGCGCUGUUCCACUACGAGCCCGAGUUCCGCGGCCGCCGCGCCGUCACCUUCCACAACCAGCGGGACUAUAUCUUCUUCAGGCAUCAUCGAUACGAGUUCACAAAGGACGGUCGGCGCGCCAAGCUCGCCGAGCUCGGGCCGCGGUUCACCCUGCGGCUGGUGUCGCUGCAGCAGGGCACCUUCGACUCCAAGACCGGCGACUACGAGUGGAUCAUCGCGGGCCGCCGGCACCAGCUCGAGACUUCUAGAAGACGGUUCUUCCUGUAAUAUCUUGGACUUCUUAAACUCAAGUUUCGCAGAUUUUGUUGUGUAAGACGUUGUAGGAGUUAAGUUAAGACGUGUUAUGUUGAAAGUGGAGUAAAAGUUUGUACGUAAUCAGA
This is a messenger RNA of Plutella xylostella (diamondback moth), 1089 nucleotides long. Its product is annotated as putative ribosome production factor 1. Gene Ontology annotation, cellular component: nucleolus; preribosome, large subunit precursor. The record is from RefSeq and is a predicted model, not a curated record. Gene Ontology annotation, biological process: maturation of LSU-rRNA; maturation of 5.8S rRNA. Gene Ontology annotation, molecular function: rRNA primary transcript binding. Lineage: Eukaryota; Metazoa; Arthropoda; Insecta; Lepidoptera; Plutellidae.